Rodentolepis nana is the source of this 2646-nucleotide messenger RNA. Lineage: Eukaryota; Metazoa; Platyhelminthes; Cestoda; Cyclophyllidea; Hymenolepididae. The record is from the annotation of a GenBank genome assembly.
AUGAAGAGCUCAAUUAGAAAGUGCCUUGACCUCAAUCUUCUCGGAUUGUCCCCGUUAAAUUGCCAUGCAAUUAUGCGCAAGCCAGACACUGAGCCACAAAAAGUGUUAGUGGAAUUCAGCUCCAUCAAUAUUGCCAAACCUAUGCAUAUGGGACACUUUCGUGCCACAGUCCUUGGUAAUUUCGUUAGGAACAUUAACCUAGCUGCUAGAAAUGUCGUCACCUCUGUUAACUAUCUUGGUGAUUGGGGCACUCAAUUUGGCUUACUGUCUCUUGGAUUCGAAAACUACGGCGACCCCGAUCUUCUUGCGAGGGAACCUCUGAAGCAUCUUCAUUCAGUAUAUGUCCGGGCAUGCCAGUCGAUGGACUCGAAUGAUGGAAAGUCAGUGGCUUCAGCUCUUGCUACGCAAAUGGAGAGUGGCCAACGACCCGACCUCCUUGAGCUUUGGUACAAAUUCCGAGAGCUUAGUUUGAAGGAACUUCAGCAUCUCUAUGCCCGAAUGAAUGUGCAAUUCGAUCAUUACGAAUAUGAGUCCGAUUUCGUCGCAGCGGCCAAAGCGUUAAUUGAUCUUCUUAUUAAGCGGCGGAUUGGUAGAAAGGAGGAGGACGGCUCGGUUUCUGCCGGAUCUUCAGAACCUGGCAAGAGGGUGACCCUCUUGAAAAGUGAUGGGGGCACGCUGUAUCUCACACGUGACUUGGCAGCUGCUAUAUCUCGUUUCGAGAAUUUCGGAUUCGACAGGAUGCACUAUGUUGUUGAGGAUGGCCAACGUGAACACUUCCUUAACCUGGCUCAUCUGUUGUCGGGUAUGGGCUAUGAAUGGGCUAAACCCAAUUCCUCGCCUUGGCCUCUUCAUGUUCGUUUCGCGAGAGUUAGUGGAGCGAGUACACGGCGGGGAAACGGCUUAUUCCUAGUUGAUGUCUUGGACGCUGCAAAGAAUGAGGCUCGUCAAAGGAUGCUUCAAUCUCCAAAUACGCGGAUCUCUCCAAGUGAUGGCGAUCUUUUUGAAAAUGUGUCUGAUCAAAUGGGAGUCACUUGGUUAGUAUCUGAGAUGCUUCGACGUCCACGCAUGCAGCCAGUUCACUUGUAUCUGCGUUUUAAGGAUGACCAUCAGUCGGGAAGAAUUGGUAGUAGCGGUGCUCAUUCCACAGCUGAUUCGCGCGACCUCACUGGUCUCGGUCUUCAGUACUGUCAUGCCAGGCUUUGCAGCCUUGAAGAAAAGGCUAUGGCUAAUGGACUCCUUCCAAACAACAGUGAUAUAAACUCCAUCAACAAGAUGCUUCUAGAAGUAUUCAAUGAGAUUCCAUCAAAUCGUCCAUCUCGGGAGGUUGAGGAAGAGAUAUGUGCUCACCUGGCUUUAUUUCCAGAUGUAUUAACUUGCGCAUAUGUCAAGUACGAGGCCGACGGGUUGCUGCGAUACUGCUCGCGUCUAACACCUGUUGCAAAGUUCGGAUUCUAUGUUGAUCCCUACACUUAUGGUCUGCAAGUUUCGCAUAGAAAUCAAUUAAAUCGUGAAUCCAUGCUCUUCGUCUGUGUACUAGAAGAGCCACCUGACCCUUUGACCGGGCGUGGAGCGUCAUUCUAUGAACUUCACGAAGUUCACAUUCAUCCUAGUGAAUUGGAUGAGACACAGGUUGCUCCAAAUAACCUGGAAGUUCUCCUCACCUUUGAAACAGUUGCAUAUGACCCUUUUCCACCUGGUGAUGUUUUAAAAGUGCAACUUACAAUUUUAGUGGUGCCUCACUCCGUAAAGAACAAAAAGGGAGGAAAAGACGAAGAGGAGAGCAAUCCAAAAGUAAGGGAACCAUGGAGGGAUCCAGAGGAGAAUCUACUGGAUAAUCCAAUUUCCAACUUACGAAAGUGGUCUCCACUUUUGAGCUUCAGAUUCUCCAAUCCGAAUAUGGAUUGUGAGAAACUAAAAUAUAUGUUCGAUGUUACAACUGCUCAGAAGGAUGGUCGGGAAAGAGCACUACGAGACUGGACUCAAAACUCUGAACUUUCUACAUUUUCGGAAUUCCUGUCGAUGUUUUACUGGAGGUUAAUGAGAGUUAACUUUUUCUAUAUGCCCUUUCUCACUUGCAAAUUUGCACAAUGGAGUCCGAACGGCUUUUUUUCUCAUCCAGGUGAAGCAAAGUCGGACGCCAUUUUCUACCCAUUUCGUGGUUUUACAUUUGUCUGGUAUGCGAAGUGGUUAAAGCCAAAAGAAACUCAAAACUACCUCUUUUAUACACGUGUGAGAACAGUGACCAUUUCCAUCAAGAGCUCUUCGGGUGAUUAUAUUGGUAUGGCUUUCGAGUGCACUGAAGAAGAAUGCGAGUUGCACUUCGAGCACAAAAUUAAUGCAAAUAAUGGAACAAAAACAACUUAUCGACUUCCUGGUAAUCAGUCCCUUCUGCAGCCACUUGAAACGCAGGCUUCCACAUUCGCGCUUAUUCUCGAUGGACCUGAAUUCAUACUCGAUAGCAGGAAUCUGUUCUACAGACGUCUUCGUCUCAUCUGCGAUGGUUUGACAGUCAUGACAGCGCGAUAUCGUAUUCCAGGGACGAUUUAUUCCUCCUUGAAACCAGACACAUUCACUACUUCUGCAAUGCCUUUCUAUAAGUCCUGGGGCGACCCCUUUAAGGUCAUUAUCAGGGUAAGCACAGUUUGA